CGGGCUGGGCGGGGCCAAGCGACGCCCCGGCGACUGGCGGCACUCGCCUGGGCUGUGCCUGGAUCGGGAGGCGAUGGGAGACCGGCGCCGGGAGAGGCUCGGGGCCGCCGGGACUUUGCCCCGCGGAGGAGGAGGAGGACAGAGAGGAGGAGCAGGAGGGAGGGAGCCCGCCGCCGCCGCCGCAACCGCGCGGCUUUAGACAGCACGCCUGGCUUUUGUUUUGGCUUCAACCCGUAUUUCCCCCCUUCCAUCCUGCCAAACAAAGGAAGCAGAAAGAGAGAGAGAAAGAGAGGUAUCUAAAUCUAUCCCAUCGAUCAUCCAUCUGGAGAGAGACAGCAUCUUGUUGUGCUGGAGACAUGCGUUCGGUCCGGAAGAGGUGGACUAUCUGCACCAUCAGCAUCCUCCUGAUCUUCUACAAGACGAAAGAGAUCGCCAGGACGGAGGAGCACCAGGAGGCGCAACCCAGCGGAGAUGGUGAUUCAAGUUUGAGUAGAUCAAUGGUCAAUAAUUCUGACAAAAUAAACCAAAAGAGUGGCUCUUCAGUGUUCCAGCAUUCUGUGGAGAGAUGGAAAAUCAAUUCCUCCUUGGUGCUAGAAAUAAGGAAAAACAUUCUUCGAUUCUUGGAUGCAGAAAGAGACAUCUCUGUGGUCAAAAGCAGCUUCAAGCCAGGAGAUGUAAUCCAUUAUGUGCUAGACAGACGCCGUACCCUAAACAUUUCCCAGGAUCUACACAGCCUCCUUCCUGAAGUUUCACCAAUGAAGAACCGUCGCUUUAAGACAUGUGCCGUUGUAGGCAAUUCUGGCAUUCUCUUGGAUAGUGGAUGUGGAAAAGAGAUUGACAGCCAUGAGUUUGUUAUAAGGUGCAAUCUAGCUCCCGUGGUGGAGUUUGCUGCCGAUGUGGGAACUAAAUCAGAUUUUAUUACCAUGAACCCAUCAGUUGUACAAAGAGCAUUUGGAGGCUUUCGGAAUGAGAGUGACAGAGAAAAAUUUGUGCAUAGACUAUCCAUGCUGAAUGACAGUGUCCUUUGGAUCCCUGCUUUCAUGGUCAAAGGCGGAGAGAAGCAUGUGGAGUGGGUUAAUGCAUUAAUCCUUAAGAAUAAAUUGAAAGUGCGAACUGCCUAUCCAUCACUGAGACUUAUUCAUGCUGUCAGAGGUUAUUGGCUAACCAACAAAGUUUUCAUCAAACGACCCAGCACAGGACUCCUCAUGUACACGCUUGCUACACGAUUCUGCGAUGAAAUUCACCUCUAUGGAUUUUGGCCCUUCCCAAGGGAUAUAAAUGGAAAAACGGUCAAAUAUCAUUAUUACGAUGACUUAAAGUAUCGAUACUUUUCUAAUGCCAGCCCUCAUAGGAUGCCAUUAGAGUUUAAAACUUUGAACAUGUUACAUAACAGGGGAGCUCUUAAAUUGACCACGGGAAAAUGUGCACAGCAAUAAUGUACAAGUCAAGAACAAAGAGAAGUAAAGGAAAUGGGCUUUGUGAUUUUGAUUACAUGGAAAAACAGGGGUAUUCAAACUGGAUAUAUCCCAGUGCAUUGUAACAAGCCAUUGGUGAAAAAGGAAAUACAUCAGAAGAGCUCCCAUUACCAGCUAACGUUUCACCUGUUGAAGUGCUAAAUCUUUGAGUGCAAUGGUUCGAGUAAGUGCCACUUUCACUGAAAACAAAACUUGAAUGUAUAAAAUCAGUAGUGUUUACAAGAUCCAAUGAUGCAUUCAUCACCUGUUAAAAGGAGCUGCUCAUUUGCCACAGCAAGCAUCGGACAACAUAAAAAGAAACACCUAACUGGUGGGAUCUGCCCUUAUGAAAAUGCAUGCCUCUGGCCAUGAAAAAACCAAGGUGUGAUUGGCAGAGCAGUGAAAAACAUUGCAAAGAUCAAGCAAAAUACCUUCAGUCAGGAGAAUGCCUGACUUUGUAUUAUAAUCUCUUUCCCUCUCUCUCCCUCCUGAUUUUGAAAUUGUCAUUCAUUUUAUGUUGUUUGAGUACUGGAAACCUUUUAAGGGAUUUUGAAAAAAAGAACAAUAUGAACCUUUUAGGCAAUCUUCAAGAAGUGGUCUUAGAAGAUGUUAUUUUUUGAAGAGAAACCCCAGUGCAUUUUAAAUUCUUUGUUGUAUGCUAUUGUUCAGCUUAUGCUUGGCAUAUGCUUUACAGCUAAAACUGCCUCUAUGCCAUGACUUG
Messenger RNA from Anolis sagrei ordinatus, 2175 nucleotides. RefSeq names its product ST8 alpha-N-acetyl-neuraminide alpha-2,8-sialyltransferase 4 (gene ST8SIA4). Gene Ontology annotation, molecular function: alpha-N-acetylneuraminate alpha-2,8-sialyltransferase activity. The record is from RefSeq and is a predicted model, not a curated record. Gene Ontology annotation, biological process: N-glycan processing; oligosaccharide metabolic process. NCBI's taxonomy places the organism in Eukaryota, Metazoa, Chordata, Lepidosauria, Squamata, Anolidae.